AUGUCAAAUACUGUCAGCCUUUUCCUCCUCGAGCAUUUGCACUGUGAGAGAGUGAGAAUCAUUCUUAGCAUUUAUUCUUUUGAUAUAGCAUUCCCUGAUUCAGUGUUUUCCUCUGGAGCAAGGAAGGAGUCUUCAACGUCGGUUACACAGUUAUCAAAGCAUUUUGGUACAGAUAACAUCUCAAUAUUAGCAUGCAUAGUUCCUUGAUGCUUUUGAAUAUAUUUUUUUUGCAAUUCAUUAUUUAUCAUUCCUUCAAAAGAUAUGUAUUUAGAUUAACUGUUAAAAUGGGUUGAGAUACUGCUUUGUUAGGAACCAUAUGUAUGGCAUGUUUUGAUCCCUCAUCCUAACUGUAGGAGUGGCAUCAUUAGUUUGUAUGUCAG
Moneuplotes crassus is the source of this 380-nucleotide messenger RNA. NCBI's taxonomy places the organism in Eukaryota, Ciliophora, Spirotrichea, Euplotida, Euplotidae. The record is from the annotation of a GenBank genome assembly.